Messenger RNA from Saccostrea echinata, 328 nucleotides. RefSeq names its product transmembrane protein 248-like. The record is from RefSeq and is a predicted model, not a curated record. The transcript has 2 exons. Lineage: Eukaryota; Metazoa; Mollusca; Bivalvia; Ostreida; Ostreidae. Bases 71 to 328 code for a protein of 85 amino acids.
CUCUAGUUUAUGAUAUACAGAGCAACUCAACAAUUCACCAUUAUGUCAUUUGGGGUUCUUCUUCAUCACUAUGAAGUUUGAAUUCCACUCAAAAAAGAAAGGUUUUCUUCACCUGAAACAGGGACUACGAAACGUAGCGAUAAUGGCAUUUGACUGUGCUAUUUGUGAAAACUUGAAGAGUUUCGCUAAAAACAAGCCACCAAUGGUACUGUUUGUGAUAAGCCUAGGGACCUUUGCCGUGGUGCUGCUAACUCUAGCAUACAUAGUCAAAGUCAAAGAACUACCCAAUCCAGAUCUCACAAAGGUAUUAUAUCUACAAAUAUUCUGA